Messenger RNA from Penicillium longicatenatum, 2151 nucleotides. RefSeq lists its product as uncharacterized. The coding region runs from base 1 to 2151 and encodes 716 amino acids. The record is from RefSeq and is a predicted model, not a curated record. NCBI's taxonomy places the organism in Eukaryota, Fungi, Ascomycota, Eurotiomycetes, Eurotiales, Aspergillaceae. Gene Ontology annotation, molecular function: damaged DNA binding; 5'-3' DNA exonuclease activity. Gene Ontology annotation, biological process: interstrand cross-link repair; protection from non-homologous end joining at telomere; double-strand break repair via nonhomologous end joining. The transcript is spliced from 8 exons.
AUGUCGACGUUUGAUGGAAUUGUCCAAGAGUUCCCGGAGAUCCAGAUCGAUUACUUCCGGAAGAACCCUGAGAGACCAGCGCCGCUAGCCUGCUUUCUAAGCCAUGUCCACAGCGAUCAUUUACAGGGCCUCGAGUCCUUUCGGGCUCCCUUCAUUUAUUGCUCCCCUGCAACUCGAGAACUGCUGCUGCGCAUUGAAAAGUAUCCACAUCGCAUGAACUUCCAAAAGGGUAUCUUAGAGUCAAGGCGACUGCACUACAAGCAUCUAGGAAAACUCCUGCGCCCGAUCCCGCUGAAUACACCCACCGAGAUUGAACUCACCCCGAAAAAGCAUGUCCGGGUCACUCUGUUCGAUGCGAAUCACUGCCCAGGGGCUGUCAUGUUUCUCAUCGAGGGGGCCGGGAAGGCCAUCCUCUAUACGGGGGAUAUCCGAGCGGAACAAUGGUGGACCAAUGCCCUGGUGCGACAUCCGGUUCUCAUUCCAUAUACCCUGUCUCGGAAGCGACUGGACAAGGUAUACCUGGACACAACUUUUGCCGGUGCAUCUAACCCGCUCCGGGAAUUCCCAUCCAAAGCCGAUGGGCUCGCGGAGCUUCUUCAAAAGGUAGAGGCCUAUCCGGAGGAAACAGUUUUUUUUUUUCGCUCAUGGACGUUCGGUUAUGAGGACGUAUGGCUCGCAUUGUCUACCGCAUUACAUACAAAGGUUCAUCUGGAUCGAUAUCAGAUGGGUCUUUAUCGGGCUCUCUUGGAUGCGCCCGGGGGCGUUAAUGAAGCUCCUGGACUUUGCGGCUUUCGGUUGGGCAAUGGAUCUGUGGAAGGUUGCUUGAGUGACAAUGAAUCCAGCAGGAUUCACAGCUGUGAGCCGGGGGUAUCGUGCAAGGUUGCUCAGGAUUUGAACACAGUCUAUAUCACACCCAUCGUAAAUCGCACCAUUGAUGGGGUGGAAAUCCCCGAGGUUGGGGCUGGUGGCGGCGGUGGCGAUUUGUAUCAAGUCCAUGAGCUAGAGCUACCAGACGAAUCUGCUCUGGCAGGCUUGGAGAAACUCUGUGCUCAGCAUAUCCCCAACCAGGAGGUAUUAUCACAAACUCGAGAUGCACUUUCGAAGGCAUUCCGGUCAAGCAAAAAAGCCCUGUCACUUGACGAAUACGGUGUUCAGGAAGACGAAAUUUCUCUGGAGCAGCUAGUGACGAAGCUCAGCCGGGGCAAUGCUCAGGUCACGAAAUCCAAUCUACCAAACACUAUUCGAUUUCCAUAUUCUCGGCAUUCAUCGUACUCUGAGCUGUGUGCACUCGUUGCCGCGUUCAGACCCAGGGAUAUUCACCCCUGCACAGUAGACCCCUCCACUUGGUCUGAAAAUGUCUCCAUCAGGAGCCUUUUUGGUCAUUUAUGCUCUGGGGAGGAUUUCAUGCAUGAUACUUACAUGCGUGAGACGCUCGACUUGCAGUACGACGAGGAGCACCAUGCAAGAAAACGGGCCCGGUAUGACUUAGCCUCAACCCAAUCAACAGAAUCCAGCGAGGACGAAGAAAUCCCCUCGGGCACUAACGAACGACAACACGCUGAAUCUUCAAUCAUGCGCACAUUACCAGACAGAUUCCAUGUCAAAAAUGAGGAAAUCCGACGGGCACACCGCUACUUACUUCAAUACGCCGACCCGGAACUAUUGCAAAUCGGCCCUCUCCCCUCUUCAGUUCUAACAAAUGAGGGGGAAGAUGAUUUAAGCACUACCGGUAACUCAGGACCAGACGUAAUGAAUCCGCACCAGCCUACUCACACAGACUCCUUCAGCAACAAUGAUGGAGCUAAUUCCCCACUGCCGGAUAGCCAAUCACGCUCCCAGAUACAAGAAAGUCAACAAACUGAUAGCUUCACGCUCCCAAUCUCUGAAUCUGCACUUGCUCCCUCUUCUCCCAUAAAUGCAGAUACUGCUCUUCUUGCCGAAGAGUCUUCUCCGGAUCGAGGAGAGCCAGCCUCCCAAUCUGGAUCCGGAUCUGGACUAAGAGCAAGCGCCGGUCGACAACGAAUCAUGUCGCGCCUGCGUACCCGUAUUUCGGCGUAUCUCGCAGCUCAAGACGGGUCAUAUUCAGCGUGGGAGGAUCACUCGCUCGUUUCAGCAGGGUCUAAUCAUGCUGAGGAAGAGACGGAGUUGUGA